AUGUGGCUAAUCAACACCACAACGCUCAAACUCGCCGAGUUCCAGGGCGGGCCCCCCUCGCUGCCGUACGCCAUCCUCUCGCACACCUGGUCCGACGGCGAGGUCUCCUUCCACGACAUGGCCGACUUCGUCCACGCCUCCAAGAAACCCGGCUUCACCAAGAUCUGGAAGACCUGCGAGAUCGCCCGCGCCGCCGGCAUCGAGUGGGCGUGGGUCGACACCUGCUGCAUCGACAAGAGCAGCAGCGCCGAGCUGACCGAGAGCAUCAACUCCAUGUUCCGCUGGUACAACGACGCGCACAUCUGCUAUGCGUACCUCUCCGACUACCCCCCACCAACGUCGCAACCUCGCAGCAGCUUCUUCCGGUCCGUAGAACAGCUGUCCGCCGGGGAGCUCGGGCAGUGCCGCUGGUUCUCGCGCGGCUGGACACUGCAAGAAGUCGUCGCGUCACGGGACAUUACCUUCUUUGACAAGAACUGGAACGACAUCGGCUCCAAGGCGCACCUGCAGUCCCUCCUCGCGAGCAUCACCGGCAUUAACCAGGAGGUCCUCGAGGACCCGGCCGCGGUGUACGAAGUGCCCGUCGUGCGGCGCAUGUCCUGGGCCGCCCGCCGCCGGACGAAGCGCGAGGAAGACCGGGCCUACAGCCUCUUCGGCAUCUUCGACGUCAACCUGCCCCUGAUCUACGGUGAGGGCCGCAAAGCGUUUCUGCGCCUGCAAGAAGCCAUCCUCCAGAACAGCACCGACCUCUCCCUAUUAGCCUGGGACUCGGCCGACGACGACACCCAGGCCUUCCGGGGUCUCCUCGCGCAGUCUCCCGACGAUUUCGCAGACGGCUCGUGCCUCGUCCUGAUCCAGGACGCAGCCAUCCAGCAAACAGAGAUCCGCAUCACUAACAAGGGCAUCCACUUCAAACCAGACGUGAUGCUAUCUCCCGGCAACAUCUCGAACGCCUCCACAUCCAGCCUGUCCUCCUCCCUCGUCCCGGAAGCCCUCCUCUCCCAAGACCACCGCGCCUUCGUCAUGAAGCUGAACCACUACUACCUAGCCCCCUCCCGCCCGCCGCCCGACAUCAACCACCACCUCUACGUCUGCAUCGAGCUCUUCCGCACGCCCGACGCCUUCGUCCGCCGCCGCCGCUGGGUCCUCGAGUGGUCGCGCGGCACAAACCCCAAGAUCGCAGACAAGCGCGAGGUCCACAUCCCGCGGCACCUCUCCCCGUCGCAGUCGCGCGCCGUCAUCCGCGAGGCCGACCACACCUUCUCCAUCUCAUGUAAAUCUCCCACGGGCUACCGCGUGAGCGUGACCACAGGAUUCCCCGCGCACCUCUGGUUCGUCGAGACGUCCACCUUCUGCACGAAAGCCCAGCCGGGCUUCGUGGGCAUGAUCAGCAUCAAGCAGAAAGCAGACGGCGACUGGAUCCACUCCCGGAAAUGGCACUACCCCGACUUCCGCGUCUUCUUCGGCCUCGGCCGUCCCGGCUCAACCCCGGAAACAUCCUUCUCCUCCUCAUCAACACUCUCGCUGCCUCCCCAGCCAGAAGCCUGGGUCUACGUCCCCACGCGCGCCGACCUCCUCCUCGGCCGGUCGACGCUCUGGGGCGGCUACAGCCAGAGCGAGCUCGACAACCCCGAAGGCCUGCGGCACCUGAUCCGGCGCUCGUUGGGACCCGAGCAGCUACGCCUACUCGCCGAUGCGUCGGGCUGGUUCGUGCUUCGCGCUGAGUACGAGGAGGCGACGGGGAUCGUCACGCGGGAGGACGCGGAGGUGCUGGCGGCCAAGUCGUUGGAGGUGCAGGCGGCGGUGACGUCGCAUAGGUUUCCGAGCUGGAUGACGGAGCAUAGGCUGGAGAUACAGGCGCGGCCGGUGAGGGAUCGGUUUGAUGAGGUGUCGGUGUUUUCGGGGCCGCAGGAUAUGUGUGCGGAGUAUCUUUGUUUGAUAUAG
This is a messenger RNA of Colletotrichum aenigma, 1944 nucleotides long. RefSeq names its product Vegetative incompatibility protein HET-E-1. The record is from RefSeq and is a predicted model, not a curated record. The coding region runs from base 1 to 1944 and encodes 647 amino acids. Lineage: Eukaryota; Fungi; Ascomycota; Sordariomycetes; Glomerellales; Glomerellaceae. The transcript has 4 exons.